Molecule: messenger RNA, 1844 nt
Organism: Myiozetetes cayanensis
Lineage: Eukaryota; Metazoa; Chordata; Aves; Passeriformes; Tyrannidae
Gene: KRR1
Product: KRR1 small subunit processome component homolog
Exons: 10
Coding region: 40-1194 (384 amino acids)
Cellular component (GO): nucleolus; small-subunit processome
Molecular function (GO): RNA binding
Source: RefSeq, a predicted model, not a curated record
GCACCGCCGCCCCCCGCCCCUUCCGGCGCGCGCGCGGACAUGGCGGCUGCCGGCGAGGCGGGCGGGCCCGAGCCGGAGCCCAGGCGGAGAGAAAAACAGAAGAACAAGAACAAGAAGAAAGCGGCGCCAGUUGAUGAAUCGGAACUUCUCACAGUGCCAGAUGGAUGGAAAGAGCCAGCCUUUACAAGAGAGGAUAAUCCCAAAGGGCUGCUGGAAGAAAGCAGCUUUGCAACAUUAUUCCCAAAGUAUAGAGAAGCAUACUUGAAAGAGUGCUGGCCCCUCGUCCAGAAAGCCUUGGGUGAACACUAUGUGAAUGCAGCGCUGGAUCUAAUUGAAGGAAGCAUGACUGUCACUACCACUAAGAAGACUUUUGAUCCAUAUGCAAUCAUCAGGGCUAGAGAUUUAAUAAAACUUCUGGCAAGAAGUGUUCCAUUUGAGCAGGCAGUUCGUAUCCUUCAGGAUGAUGUUGCGUGUGACAUCAUUAAGAUAGGCUCUCUGGUGAGGAAGAGAGAGACUUUUAUAAAAAGAAGAGCACGGCUUCUUGGGCCAAAAGGAUCUACUCUGAAGGCCCUGGAACUGUUAACAAACUGUUAUAUUAUGGUACAAGGCAACACUGUGUCAGCUCUUGGACCCUUUAGUGGGCUAAAAGAGGUUAGAAAAGUUGUUCUGGACACAAUGAAGAAUAUACAUCCCAUAUAUAACAUCAAGACUCUGAUGAUCAAAAGGGAAUUAGCAAAAGAUCCUGAACUGAGGACACAAAGUUGGGAAAGGUUUUUACCUAAGUUUAAGCGGAAGAACUUGAAAAAACGCAAGGAGCCCAAGAAGAAAAAUACCAAGAAGGAGUACACACCGUUCCCACCUCCACAGCCAGAAAGCCAGAUUGAUAAAGAAUUGGCAAGUGGUGAAUACUUCUUGAAAGAAAGACAGAAGAAACGCAAGAAAAUGGAAGAGAUAAAGGCAAAGCAAGCAGACGCAAUCAAGAAAAGACAAGAAGAAAGAAAUAAAGCUUUUAUUCCACCGAAGGAAAAGCCAGCUGUGAAAACAAAGAAAGCCUCCACUGAGAAAAAAAUUGAUAUCGAAGCCAUCAAGGAAAAGGUAAAGAAUGCAAAGAAGAAGAAAUUGGGAGCACUUCCUGAGGAAGAAGUAAAGUUAAAAAUGGCAGCAGAUGAAAAGAAAAAAAAGAAAAAGAAGUAAUUAACCAUCCAAGAUGCUCACUUUUCUCCUCCAGUAGUGAACAUUUUCAUCCUUGGAAGACUGGAGACUUUUUGCUGUUGGUAUAAUGUGGAUAAGAAAAGACUAGGUGGAAAGGUCAUUCUAUUUUCACAAGUACAGUUUAAUUAGUGGACCUAAAGCAGCUGUGCAGACUUGCUAAAGUUGGUGAAGAAAAUCUUGCUGCUAUGGUGUUUGAGAAAGUAAGAGAGUUUAGAUAAUGCCCCAUCUGCCUAAAGGGAAGGUUUCAUAAUAGAAACAUUAGGAGUUUGAUGUGGAGUGUUAAACUUUAGAGUCAGAGAACUCUAAAAAGGUGAAAGUUCAAGGUAAUUCUUCUGUGAAAGACUACCAGCCAAUAUGCAGCCUCAGUUGUGGUGAUAACUUCUGCUAAACAGGCAAGAUUUUUUUACUGUAUUAUGCUUUUGUUUCUGUAAAAGCUGAUUAUUUUUGUGUGUCUUGUCUUGAUGUUAAUAAACUAUUUUAAUAUAUUGUUCUUAAGUCCUUUAAUUCAUAAUCUACUGCCCAACCUACAUGUCAUUUUCCAGGAAACAAACUCACAGCUUCAUAUGAGAAUUAGACAAACCAUAAUCUUCAUUGAUUACCAUUAAUACCAUUAAUAAACUGUAAUUUAUUAG